Molecule: messenger RNA, 1929 nt
Organism: Melanotaenia boesemani (Boeseman's rainbowfish)
Lineage: Eukaryota; Metazoa; Chordata; Actinopteri; Atheriniformes; Melanotaeniidae
Gene: slc2a15a
Product: solute carrier family 2 member 15a
Exons: 13
Coding region: 1-1929 (642 amino acids)
Biological process (GO): monosaccharide transmembrane transport
Cellular component (GO): membrane
Molecular function (GO): hexose transmembrane transporter activity
Source: RefSeq, a predicted model, not a curated record
AUGGGGAAGUCCAACGCUGCGACGACGAGCUCCAAAACCAGCUCCAAAAGGGUUUGCCCGGCGGAUUACCCUGAAGCGACCAGCCCAGUUUCUCCAACCGGCAGUGAUACAAUGGAUAUCUUAAUCUCCAUCGACGGGAUGCUACCCAGUAUCGAUGCCCGGCUCUUCCAGCUGGAAAUUCUUCACAACAACUCCAGCCCCACCCUGAGGGUGGCAAAGGAGAGCCCCAGCCAGAGCCGCCUGCAGUCUUGGGGCACAGUCCCCAGUGGGCGCAGAUUGGCAGCCGCCGGCCUCGCCAGGGAGAGGCCAUCCAGUGCGGCCCGAGUGAAGGGUCCAGGCCCCCAGGAGCUUAGAGGCGGCCCCCCACCACCCCCCAAAGGCAGAGGGCCCGAAGGUCUGCAUCAGCACCUGACCAGCUCUCUGUUAGCUGUGGCGUUCCUGACCUCCUUUGGAAGCUCUAUGCUGUACGGCUACAAUCUGGCUGUCGUCAACUCCCCAGCUAUAUACAUAAAGGACUUCUACAACAAGACUGUGUUGAGUCGCAAUGGAACAGGACUCAGUGGGGAGACCUUGACUCUUAUGUACUCUCUGACGGUGUCUGUCUUUGCUAUUGGAGGUCUGCUGGGUUCACUCAUAGUGGGGAUUCUGGUCUCUCGCUUUGGCAGGAAAGGCACAGUCAUAAACACAACGGUGCUAGUCUUUAUUGCUGGCUCACUAAUGGGCUUCAGUAGAAUUUGUGGCUCCCCUGAGAUGGUCAUCCUUGGGCGCUUCAUCACUGGAAUUCACUCAGGUAUAUCUUUAAGUGUUGUACCAAUGUACCUGGGUGAGAUAGCACCAAAAAACUUGAGAGGGUUCUUGGGUCUUGUUCCAAGCAUCUUCAUUGGCACUGGAGUCUUUGCUGCUCAAGUUCUUGGCCUCCAUGAACUUCUAGGAAAGGAGGAGCACUGGCCCCUCUUUCUGUCUGUGGUGGUGGUACCUACGUUCAUCCAGCUGAUGUUGUUGCCUUGGUUUCCAGAGAGCCCUAGAUACCUGCUGAUUGAAAAACACAACGUCCAUGCCACAAUCACAGCUCUGAAAUGGUACAGAGCCAAGUGUAAUAUCCAGGCUGAGAUUGAAGAGAUGCAGGAGGAGCAGCGCUCUCUGUCAUCGGUAGAAACUCUGUCAGUAUGGAAACUACUGCUGGAUGACACAGUCCGCUGGCAGGUGCUCAGUGUGGUUGUCAUCAAUAUUGGCAUGCAGCUGUCUGGUAUUGAUGCUAUCUGGUUUUAUACAAAUGACAUCUUUGAGAACGCAGGUAUCCCGGCCAUAGAGAUCGAGUACACCACCGCAGGAACAGGAAUCAUCGAGAUCAUCGCUGGACUCGUUGGGUGUUUCACCAUAGAGAAGCUGGGAAGAAGACCUCUCAUGAUUGGGGGUUUUGCAGUGAUGGGCAUAUGCAGCACUGGAAUCACAUUAUCCCUCAUUCUACAGACUCACAUUUUAUUUAUGCGUUACAUCAGUGUCUGCUGUGUAGUCGGGAUCAUUGCUGGCUUCUGCAUCGGUCCAGCGGGGGUCCCCUUUUUGAUUACAGCAGAGCUGUUCAAACAGUCCCAUCGUCCUGCUGCGUAUAUCAUCGGAGGGUCUCUGAACUGGCUGUCCAACUUCACGGUGGGCUUUGUUUUCCCCUUCCUACAAAUGUCUGCUGGCUCCUACUGCUAUUUGGUUUUUGCCACUAUUUGUGUGUCUGUGGCUGUUUAUGUUUACAUUGUGAUUCCGGAAACCAAAAACAAAACCUUUAUGGAGAUAAGUCGGAUGUUCUCUAAGAAGGAGGCCGUCCUGGAGACCCAGGGCCUGAUCCAUGUGGACCACCUCAAGCUAAAGAAAAUGAAUGGCUACGGUGGUGUGGAGAAUGCUUCGCUGGAGUUUGACAGCUCAUCUUCGGUACCUUAA